Molecule: messenger RNA, 732 nt
Organism: Ipomoea triloba (trilobed morning glory)
Lineage: Eukaryota; Viridiplantae; Streptophyta; Magnoliopsida; Solanales; Convolvulaceae
Product: bidirectional sugar transporter N3-like
Exons: 6
Coding region: 1-732 (243 amino acids)
Biological process (GO): carbohydrate transport
Cellular component (GO): membrane
Molecular function (GO): sugar transmembrane transporter activity
Source: RefSeq, a predicted model, not a curated record
AUGGCACUUCUAGAUUUUCACAACCCUUGGCUCUUAGUGUUUGGAAUCCUAGGAAAUAUUAUAUCAAUCACGGUGUUUCUCAUACCAACGUCGACAUUUAUUCGAAUCUACAAAGAGAAGUCAACAAUGGGUUUUCAUUCAUUGCCAUAUGUUAUAGCAUUGUUAUCUUCGUUGCUUUGGAUGUACUAUGCUUUCCUAGUGAAGAAUGCCAAUCUCCUCAUCACCAUCAACUCAGUAGGAAUUGUUACUGAGACUAUCUAUAUCACCGUUUUUAUUAUCUACGCAGCGAAGAAAGCGAGGAAUCAUGCAUUGAAGGAGUUGAUUCUAUCUAUUGGAGGAUUUGUCGCAACUUUUUUAGUCUCGUGGUUUGUUUUCUCAGGCAAUGUUCGUAUUAGUGUUGUUGGAUGGAUUUGUGUGGCAUUCUCCCUGGGUGUUUUUGCUUCACCCUUAAGCGUUGUGCUUCAAGUUAUUCGAACCAAGAGUGUAGAAUUUUUGCCAUUUUACUUGUCUUUCUUCCUCGCAUUGAAUGCAAUUAUGUGGGGUGGCUAUGGUGCGAUCUUGAAGGACUUGCGUAUCGCGUUGCCAAAUGUCCUAGGAUUUAUGUUGGCACUAGUACAAAUUUUACUAUAUAUAAUCUAUCGGAAGGCAAAACCAGUCGCAGAAGAAGGCAAAAAAGUGCCAGAGUAUGUAGUGAACAUGGAGGCACAAGAAGCAUCUAAUCAAGGGAAAUAG